GAGCUGCAGCCACAGUUCUAUCUGGUCAUGGUGCUCUCUCUGGCCUCCUGUGUUUCGGUUCGCUCCUCCUCCUCCUCCUCCUCCUCCCUCCUCCUCCUCUCCCGCCUCCUGCCGUCGCUCCUUCUCCUGGCCGCCCUCCUCGCGUGCCCGGGCCCGGCGGGCGGCUGCCCCGCCCGCUGUGAGUGCUCGGUGCCCACGCGCUCGGUCUCGUGCCACCGCCGGCGCAUGCUCACCGUGCCCGAGGGCGUGCCCAUCGAGACGCGGCUGCUGGACCUGAGCAAGAACCGCCUGCGGAGCCUGGCGCCGCAGAACUUCUCCCAGCUGCAGCAGCUGGAGGACCUGGACCUGAGCGCCAACCUGCUGGCCUCGGUGGAGCCCGGAAGCUUCCGCGCCCAGCCGCGCCUGCGCACGCUGAUCCUGCGCGGCAACCAGCUGACCCUGCUGCCGCGCGGCGCGCUGGCCGGCCUGGGCGAGCUGCGCGCGCUGGACCUGAGCCAGAACAAGCUGGUCAUCCUGCUGGACGGCGCCUUCGAGGAGCAGCGGCGGCUGGAGACGCUGGAGCUGAGCGACAACGAGCUGGUGUUCGUGGCGCCGCGGGCCUUCGCCGGCCUGCUCUCGCUGCGGCAGCUGGCGCUGGAGCGCUGCAACCUGUCGGAGGUGCCCGGCCAGGCGCUGGCGCAGCUGCGCGCCCUGGAGACGCUGCGGCUGAGCCAGCUGGCCAACGUGGCCGAGGUGCCGCCGCACGCCUUCCGGAACAUGCCGCGCCUGCGCCACCUGACGCUGGAGCGCCUGCCGCUGCUGGAGGCGCUGCCCAGCCCGGCGUUCCUCGGGCUCAACCUCACCACGCUGGCCGUCACGCAGACCAACCUGUCGGCGGUGCCCGCGCUGGGCCACCUGCGCCACCUGGCGCUCCUCAACCUCUCCCACAGCCGGGUGCGGGUGCUGCGGGCGGGGGGGCUCCGCGGGCUCGCCAGGCUGGAGGAGCUGCACCUGCGCUCGGCCGCGCUCGAGCGCGUGGAGCCCGACGCCUUCCUGGGCGCGCCGUCGCUCCGGCUGCUGGACGUCUCGUCCAACCGGCUGGCCACGCUGGAGCGCUCGGCGUUCCCCGAGGGCCACGACCUGAGCCUGCGGGCGCUGCGCAUCGGCCGCAACCCGCUGGUGUGCGACUGCCGCCUGCGCUGGCUCCUGCAGAGGGCGCCGCCGCUCCUGCACGCCCCGGCGACGACAGACAAGCGGAACCCGGCGACGACGACGCCCGACGACGCCCCGCCCGAGUGCGCCGCCCCCGCCUCCCUGGCGGCCAAGACCCUGCGCGAGGUCUGGUCCGACGCCCAGCUGGCGCGGCUGGUGGUCUGCACCAAGCCGCGGGUCAUCGCCGUGGCGACGCAGCCCGUCCAGGUGGAGGAGGGCCAGCGGGCGUGGCUCAACUGCAGCGCCGACGGCGCGCCGCCGCCCACCGUCUCCUGGGUGACGCCCAGCCGCCGCCACCUGACCACCAAGAGCACGGGCCGCGUGGUGGUCCACGCCGACGGCUCGCUGGAGGUGCGCGUGGCCGAGCGCCAGGACAGCGGCGUCUACGUCUGCGUGGCGUCCAACCCGGCGGGCAACGCCAGCCUGUCGGCCUCGCUGGCCGUCAAGAGCCUGCCGGCGCGCGACCGCGCCCUGCUCGCCAACCGCAGCCUGCACUACGACUACCAGGACGCCGACUACCACGGCAACGGCGGCGGCGCCGCCCACAACGCCUCGCUGCACGGCAACGGCACGGACCGCUACGCCCGGGUGCGCGUGGCCCUGGACUUCACCACCAUCCUGGUCUCCACGGCGAUGGGCUGCCUCAGCUUCCUGGGCGUGGUCCUCUUCUGCUUCCUGCUGCUGUUCGCCUGGAGCCGCGGCAAGGGCAAGCACCGGGGCAGCGUGGACAUCCAGUACGUGCCGCGCAAGCGCAAGGCCGGCGGCAACGAGCUGCCCGAGACCAGCGGGCCACGACGGGUCAACAUGAAGAUGAUCUGAGCAGCUCCGCGGCCCCCCUCUUUCGAAGAAAAAAAAAGGACGGCGGGGGCCCUGGCCCGAGCGUGUUGUUUUUUUCGACGAGUACAACUAUGGCAGUGAAUUGCGAAAGAGAAGAAUGCAUGCCUGAGUCUUGCCACGGGGUCAGAGCAGACGA
Molecule: messenger RNA, 2164 nt
Organism: Sardina pilchardus (European sardine)
Lineage: Eukaryota; Metazoa; Chordata; Actinopteri; Clupeiformes; Clupeidae
Gene: lingo2b
Product: leucine rich repeat and Ig domain containing 2b
Exons: 2
Coding region: 28-2010 (660 amino acids)
Cellular component (GO): extracellular matrix
Molecular function (GO): protein binding
Source: RefSeq, a predicted model, not a curated record